Sphenostylis stenocarpa is the source of this 1680-nucleotide messenger RNA. NCBI's taxonomy places the organism in Eukaryota, Viridiplantae, Streptophyta, Magnoliopsida, Fabales, Fabaceae. The record is from the annotation of a GenBank genome assembly.
AUGGCAGAGGUGGUGCAGCCGGGUCGCUCUCUAGCUGAGACGCCAACAUAUUCAGUUGCCUCUGUUGUUACUGUCAUGGUCUUUGUCUGCUUAUUGGUUGAACGUUCAAUCUACCGCUUUGGAGAGUGGUUGAAGAAAACAAGAAGGAAGGCACUUUUUGCUUCACUGGUGAAAAUUAAGGAAGAGCUGAUGUUGCUUGGGCUUAUCUCUUUGCUGUUGGCACAAAGUGCAAGGUGGAUCUCUGAAAUUUGUGUUAAUUCGUCAUAUUUUAGCAGUCGAUUUUAUAUUUGUUCUAAGCAAGACCUCGACAUCAAUGAGAAUAUCAUGCUUGAAAGCUCAUCAUCUGUCCCUGGUGAAACUAGUAUUCCAAAGGGAUUAAAUACUGGAGCAUUCAACCAAUGUGGAGAGGGUCAUGAACCAUUUGUUUCUUAUGAGGGUCUUGAGCAGCUGCACCGGUUCUUAUUUGUUCUCGGGAUCACUCAUGUUUUCUAUAGUUGUCUCGCAGUUGGUUUGGCAAUGAGCAAGAUCUAUAGUUGGCGCAGAUGGGAAAAUCAGGCUAGGAUGCCAAGCGAUGGAAACCUGCAAGCAAAGAAAAUCAAGUUGAUGAAGCGACAGACAACAUUUAUUUUUCAUCACACUUCUCAUCCAUGGAGCAGGAGUCCAAUCCUAAACUGGAUGCUCUGUUUUCUACGUCAGUUUAGGAGCUCUAUACGAAAAUCAGAUUACCUUGCACUCCGUUUAGGUUUCAUCACUGAACACAAAUUGCCGUUGUCUUAUAAUUUCCAUCAAUAUAUGGUUCGAAGCAUGGAAGAUGAAUUUCAUGGCAUUCUAGGAAUAAGCUGGCCGCUUUGGAUUUAUGCCAUAGUCUGCAUCUUCGUGAACAUCCAUGGUCUGAAUAUAUACUUCUGGCUAUCAUUUAUCCCUGCAAUUCUUGUCAUGUUGAUAGGGACAAAACUUCAACAUGUUGUAUCCACCUUAGCAUUUGAGAUUAUGGAGCAGACAGGUCCAUUUGCUAGGACACAAGUAAAGCCACGCGAUGGUCUAUUUUGGUUCAAAAAACCAGAUAUACUGUUAUGGCUGAUACAAUUUGUCAUAUUUCAGAAUGCAUUUGAAAUGGCUACGUUUAUUUGGACAUUGUGGGGAUUCCAAGAACAAUCGUGCUUUAUGAGAAAUCAUUACAUGAUCAUCAUUCGGUUGGCAUCUGGUGCUAUUGUUCAGUUCUGGUGUAGCUAUAUGACAGUGCCCCUGAAUAUAAUAGUUUGUCAGAUGGGAUCUCGAUGUAAGAAGGCGUUAGUGGCGGAGAGUGUUAGAGAGUCCCUGCAUAGUUGGUGUAAAAGAGUGAAACACAAGUCUAAGCAUGAUUCGUUGCAUUCACACACCGCAAGAUCAGUAUGUUCCCUCGAAUCAACAAUAGACGAGAGGGACGAAAUAACAGUAGUAUCUGGUAUUCUAACUCGAAGCUCAUCCUUAGAGACUUUGAAUCAGAUAACAGUGACUUCAGUAGACCAGCUGAAUUUCGAGACUCCCAACAAAGCAACAGAUUCAAUCAAGGUGGCUGAGUAUGUGUCUGAAUCUGUAUAUACUAAACCCCCACAACCGUCCCACAAUGGUGAAGAUCCUGUAGGUAAUAGAGGGGAAGCAAAAGCUAUCACUCUUCUCGAUUUGUUUCAGAAAACAUGA